ACUGACUACUGCUCUGUUGUUCAGUACAAAUUGAAGGAAACCACUCCGACAAUAAAUUACAUCUAGAUAAUCAGCAAUUUGAUCAAAAACACCCAAGCGAUCUCUGACAUCAGACGAUAUCUGUGACAGUUGAAUGCGGGGGGACCGCAGGCUUACGGAGGUUUGUUUUCUAGUAAACCAUGCUAGCUCGGCUAGCUAACUAGCCAGCGUCUCGUCGCCUCCUCUUCAUCUUCAUGGGUUUCUGCUGUUGAGUCUGCCAGGCUUGUGCUGGGGGCAGCGAGGCAAACAAAUUAAUGCCAUCAGCCAGGAGCUCAGGUCAUAUUAUGAGUGGGUCGAGUUGCAAAGCUAACGGCGCUGUGUACCCUGCCUCAUCAGCAAUGAUGAACUCUGUGAAGAAGCCGAAGAUGGAGCAGAUUCAGGCCGACCGUGAGCUGUUCCUACAGGCCUUUGAAAAACCCACUCAGAUAUACAGAUUUCUCCGCACAAGGAACUUGAUUGCACCCAUAUUUUUGCACAGGACGCUCACCUUCAUGUCUCACAGAAAUGGCCGAACAAAUGCCAGGAGGAAAACAUUCAAAGUGGAUGAUAUGUUGCAGACAGUGGAGAAGAUGAAGGGAGAGCAGGAUUCUCCAAGCUUGUCUUCACAUCUACAGUUAACCUUCACUGGGUUCUUCCAUAAGGAUGAAAAGCCAUCUCAGAUUUCAGAAAAUGAACAAAAUUCAGUGUCCUUAGAGGUGCUACUCGUCAAAGUCUGCCAUAAAAAACGCAAGGAUGUCAGCUGCCCGAUAAAGCAAGUGCCUACAGGUAAAAAGCAGGUGCCUUUGAAUCCUGACAGUAACCAAACCAAGCCUGGCUCCUACCCUUCCUUACUGGUGUCCAGCAACGAGUUUGAGCCCAGCAACAGCCACAUGGUGAAGUCCUAUUCGCUCCUGUUCAGGGUGUCGCGCACAGGGAGGAGGGAUACUAAUGGUCUAGUCAACGGAGAAGCUAACGAAAACAUUGAUGUAACAGAUACUCCUACUAGAAAGAAGAGAAGUUCUUCCCAUAGAGAGGAGGGAGAGACCACAGAGACAUAUGUUGCACAGAUGACUGUCUUUGAUAAGAAUAGGAGAUUGCAGCUGCUGGAUGGGGAGUACGAGGUGUCGAUGCAAGGAAUGGAGGACAGCCCUGUGAGCAAGAAGCAAGCCACAUGGGAAACCAUUCUUGAUGGGAAGAGACUGCCACCAUUUGAGACAUUUUCUCAGGGACCCACAUUGCAGUUCACACUGCGUUGGACAGGUGAUGCCAGCGGAAAGUCCACUGCCCCCGUCGCAAAACCCCUUGCCACCCGCAACUCAGACAGCUCCAGCCCCAUGGAGACAAGGACCAGCAACCACCGAGCUGCCCUCAUGACAGUGAAAGAGUCAGUCAGCACAGACAUUCAGACGAGGAAAGAGCAGGUCCCGUGUGAGCCUCGGCAGAAGCUACGUAUAUUUUAUCAGUUCUUGUACAACAAUAACACGCGGCAGCAGACAGAGGCAAGAGAUGAUCUCCACUGUCCCUGGUGUACUCUCAACUGCAGCAAACUCUACAGCCUGCUCAAACACCUCAAACUCUCCCACUCCCGCUUCAUCUUCAGCUAUGUGCCUGACCCCAAAGGAGCAAGGAUAGACGUGUCCAUCAAUGAGUGCUACGACGGCUCAUACGUUGGCAACCCUCAGGACAUCCACAGCCAGCCGGGCUUUGCUUUCAGCCGCAACGGCCCGGUCAAGAGGACCGCUGUCACUCACAUACUGGUUUGCAGGCCCAAGAGGACCAAACCGAGUCUGUCAGAGUUCCUGGAGUCUGAGGACGGAGAGUUGGAGCAGCAGAGGACCUACGUCAGCGGACACAACCGCCUCUACUUCCACAGUGACAGCUGCAUGCCCCUGCGGCCCCAGGAGAUGGAUGUGGACAGCGAGGAUGAGAGAGAUCCAGAGUGGCUCAGAGAGAAGACUGCCACACAACUGGAUGAGUUCACAGAUGUCAACGAGGGAGAGAAGGAGGUGAUGAAGCUGUGGAACCUGCACGUCAUGAAGCAUGGUUUCAUAGCAGACAACCAGAUGAAUCAGGCCAUCAUGCUUUUCGUGGAGAACCGUGGUGCUCACAUCAUCCGCCGUAACCUCUGCCGCAACUUCCUCCUGCAUCUAGUCAGCAUGCACGAUUUCAACCUGGUGAGCACAGCCACCAUCGACCGUGCCAUGGCCCGUCUGCGGCAGAUCCAAGAAGAGCUGCCGGACACCGAGGAGGAGCAGCAGGACCAGACUCUGAUAUCAGCAGGAGCCUGCAACGGCAACGCCGUCACCUCCAGUGGGGGAAAGCAGGGCAAGAGGACAAAAAGCGCGCUAACGGACUGAUGCAGGCUGGAUGGAACAAUGAUUGUCAUGGGUUUUUUUUUUUUUGCUUUGAUUUGUUUCUUUUUGAUUUUUUUGUUCUUCUUCGGUGAACAUUACCAACCCUUUGGUGCUUAGAUAGGUGGGAGAACUGGUCAGUGGAGGAUCUGACCUAAAGCAGACCAGUAUACAAGGUAAACAAGUUUUUGAAACUUGAGAACUGAACCAAAUAUGAACAAUAUAAAAGUGAAUCACCCACAGCUACACAAACCAGGAAUCUGAGGACUGGAUGAUGCAAGUUGAACCUACUUAAUAUGCAUUUUGUAGGAGCCACUGAAGUAUCUGUGUUUGGGUGAGAGCGUGAACAAACUGAAUCUGCUGAUGUGGCACGACUGCCUUUUGGUAUGUCCUUGUUAUAGACAACUGUAUCAAGACUACAGUUAAAACUGUAAUGGUAACAUUGUCUCUCUUGAUUAUUUGUACACAUAUACAAUAACCUUGUUGAAAACUUAUCCUUUUAGCUGAUUAUUUUAGCACUUGGUGUUUGUAUUUAGAAAGCUUACAUUAAAAUUGUCUUUUUUUUCCCUUUUUUUUUUUUUUUUAAACCAUGCUGCGCCAAAUGUUGAAUGCAGCUUUUCCACUGUCAUCAGUGGAGAAACGUCAGUGCGUUUGACUUCACUCUUGUGAAUGACAGUUAAUUUGAAGGGUUAUACAGUUAAGAGAACAUCACAGUAAAAAUCUACACUUGGCAUCGAUGCCUAGAGUAUAUAAAGCUUGUGUUCGGACCCCCAGAUGGAUUGUGGGUUUUGCUGGUAGGUUGCCACGACAGUAGUGUUAUACUGUAAGCUUGGAUCCUGGACAAGAGAAUAAAUUCAGAUUUUGGGUCCAGGCUAAACUCCUACUUCAUCACUCCAUCAUGCCUUUUGGCCUGUAUUGAUAAUAGCUCAAGGAAAGCCAGGGAAAUUAACUUUUCUGAAUAUUUUCUUUUUCCUAAAAGACUUACUGAAACAACCAGCAGCACAUCACCCCAUGUAUGGUGUAGAGUGCAUAGCACCGAAGAUAUAAAAGUCAACAGUUUUCUGAUGAUACGGGCACCUGUAGUUUGUUUUCACAUUGAGGUCUGAACAUGCUGUGUUUUUUUUUAACAUGCGUUCUAUGAGUAUCAGUAGCUGAUUGACAGAAAUGUGUGUACAUGUAUCACAUCAAACGUUCAGCUGAGCCCUGUACUGAAUCCAAUAAUUAACAGAUUGCAGUUCUUCUCUCAAAGCAAUAUGCUGUUUAUUGGAUGGUUUGGUUUUCAGGUCCAGUCAGCUGUCUGUUCUGUUAGGUGCAGUUUAUGCCAAAGGGGAAUGUUUUCAUCAGUCUAUUAGUUCCGUGUAUUUUUACAUUUUUUUUUCUUUUGUUCAUUCCAUAACCAGUUUAAAAAAAAAAAAAAAAAACGGUAGUUGUGUUUUGUAGUGUGCACAGAAAUAGGUGAUCAUCACCAGUCAUUAUUUCAUCCGACUUCCCUUUGGGACAACCAAAUUAACAAUUUAUUUUUUUCUUCCCUCCACCGUUCAUAGAGGGUUUCUGUAUUCAUCUGGAAAAAGGGAGACACUCACCAUUAUUGUCAAAACACCCUGUUAAAAAUUGUGAACUGUACACUCUGGCUAAGGGGAUUUUUAUAUUUAAAGAAAUAAAAAUACAUUUGACCUUAUUUAUGGUCGAUUUUGGA
Molecule: messenger RNA, 4065 nt
Organism: Toxotes jaculatrix (banded archerfish)
Lineage: Eukaryota; Metazoa; Chordata; Actinopteri; Toxotidae
Gene: suz12b
Product: SUZ12 polycomb repressive complex 2 subunit b
Exons: 17
Coding region: 294-2375 (693 amino acids)
Cellular component (GO): ESC/E(Z) complex; nucleus
Molecular function (GO): chromatin DNA binding
Source: RefSeq, a predicted model, not a curated record